This is a messenger RNA of Mizuhopecten yessoensis (Yesso scallop), 3537 nucleotides long. RefSeq lists its product as uncharacterized. The coding region runs from base 51 to 1700 and encodes 549 amino acids. The transcript has 6 exons. The record is from RefSeq and is a predicted model, not a curated record. NCBI's taxonomy places the organism in Eukaryota, Metazoa, Mollusca, Bivalvia, Pectinida, Pectinidae.
UGUGCUUACAUGAAAACAAUAUAAUUUAUACAUCCGGGUUAGUAUUGGCUAUGGCGGCGGGUGGAUCACCUACAGUGCAAUGGUCGGAUAAGACCUAUAGCAUUGCAGAGAUUAUAAACGAGGAGGAAUUCGAUUUACCCUUAUUGGUCAAGGUGGAAGAGGGCAUCUGCAGUGACAAUGAUUCAGAGAGUUUUUCUCAAGAUGAUCUCCUAAAAUUUGACUCGGUGAAAUCGAUACCGAAAGUAGUGGCGUGCUGUGUGGACUACAGAGGCCGAAACAGGAUGUCAAGCGUAAUUCGUGAGGACGAGCAUGGGUACGCCGAGAAAACAGUGGACUUUACCAUCCCUCUACGGUACAAGGGUGUGGUCCAAAUAGUCCACCCAGAGUCCGGCACAAAGAUCUACCACAACAUCAGUGAAGUGCUGAAAGAUCUCCCGAGAUACGUGAAAGUUGUAGAUUCCUUUGUAUCAAAAAACAAUAUUAGCGUUCAAAGUAAAUCGAUUAUUGAAGUCGACAGAAAAAUUCCCGACGAGGGCCUAGUGUGUUACAUGAUAGAUGACGAUCUCCAAAAUAGCACGAAUAGGAUAAAACUGGUGUUUGACCUUGAUGACACAUGUAGUUUUUUCUUGUUACCAGACAAAACUUAUUACACUCUGGAAGAGGUCGCCAAAAGGUUCCCUCUGCCCCAGUACGUCACAUUCAUGAAGGAAAGCGGUCCAAAACUAGUAACGACCAACAUACAAGAGGCGGUUGAGCAUUCAAGAAUAUUUGAGGGCACCGUGAAAAUUAAGAAACUUAUAGAGCAGAAAACAAUCAUUGGUCACUACAAACCUCCAGAGCAGGAGGAGCUAAAGACCCAAAGUUUAUGUCAAAGAACUCUUAUCAUUAUUCCACUGGACAGUCCGACAGCCAGAGAGAUCGAGGUGAGGGUACCACUGGACGUAGAGGAUGACGAUCAAUACGAGCUAGUAUUGGCGAGGAACUUCUCACAGAUGAAUAUUAUCAGUGAAGAAAACAUUGAUGGGACAAUAUAUGUGGACUUUCUAAAGACACCGAAAGCUACAUUUGUUCAUUAUGACGAAAUAGAGUUCGUUCCUCCAAGACCACCCAGAACGAAAGUGAAAAAGGACGAAGAAAAAAAGGGAGACUAUCUGGAAAAAGACGAAGCAGAGCUCGUAUGUCUAGAAGUGAAAAAGGACGAAGAAACACAGGGAGACUAUCUGGAAAUAGACGAAGCAGAGCUCUUAUGUCUAAAAGAGAAUAAGGACGAAGACGAAGAGGAAGACUAUCUUAGAGUCUUUGAAGCAGAGCCCUUAUGUCUAGAAGAUGCAGACAAGGAAAAGGGCAAAAGUGAGGUGCGACUAAGGGAGACCACCACCAAAACAGCAACCAAAGUGAAACAUCGAUUUUCUUUGCGAAGAAUGCAUCACAAACUACUCAAAAUGUCUAGAAGGACUUCGAGUGAUACAGUGACAGAGACACACCGUGAGCGGUUUGCAUCUUUGACCUCCAUGGAUAUGUAUAAUUGCCUUUUAAAAAUCAACAUGGUUGAUAUGGCGAAAUGCUGCCUUGACAACGGAUUCAAUGGGGUGUUCUUCAACUCAGUCACGGAUGAACAGUUAAAGACCGAUUUUAAUCUAUCCCCUAUUCAGGUGAUGAAGUUUCGUAGGUUUCAGAACAAAGGAUGGUUACCACAAUAAUUGGUGCAUUAUCUCCCCUGAUGUGCUCUUAUGGACAUGACGUAUGGUGCAAAUAAUAAAAUCAUGACAAAAUUGUUGAUCAAUUUUCCUCAGACUGUAUAUAUAUUGAAUAUUGUUACCAAUCCGUGCUAUUGAGUUGACUCAUUACUGUACCUGAUUGUGAACGGAACAAUGAAACCGUCUGUGAGAGAUUAUAAAAAACAACUCAAUCCUCGAUACUCCAGGGGUAACGCACAGUUUCGGAACACCUGGAGUAUUGAGGAUGUACUUGUUCUGGACAACAUCCACUGUCGACUUGUGUAGAUUCCUGUAUCAACAUGACAUGUAUUAUACUUCAACGUUGUGUUUCUUACUACUGGGCUAUUAAAUCUAUCAUUUACAAACUUAUAUCUCGUCCCCUGGUCCCGAAAACCUCGGGGUUCUUUCAGGGAUGUCACGUCUAAAUGGCUGAAGAACAAAAUGAUUAUAUAGAUGUCAUAAAAGCUGAUUAUAUUUUGUCUAAUUGUGCCAUGUAGACAGGAUAAUCCAUAUCUUCGGGUUAACGGGAAAAUAUCUAGAUUCGGUUAAUCGCGGAAAUCCCUAUCUUCGGGUAGAUGGGAAAUCCCUAACUGCGGGUAGAUUGGAAAACACCUACCUUACGGUAAGCUGGGAAACCCUACAUUCAGAUAGACAAAGAAAGCCCUACCUUCGCGUAGACGGGGAAAUCCCUAGCUUCCGGUAGAUAAGAAAACCCCUUCCUUCGGGUAGACGGGGAUAUCCCUACCUUCGCGUGGACGGUAAAAUCCCUACCUUUGGGAAGAUGCCGAAAUCCCUACCUUCGGGUACACUUAAAAAUCCUACCUUCGGAUAAAUGGGGAAAUUCCUACCUUCGGGUAGAUCGGGCAUUUCUACAUUCGGUUAAAUGGGGAAAUCCUUACAUUAGGAUAGAUAGGGAAAUACCUACCUUCAGGUAGAUGGAGAAAUCUCUACAUUUGGGUUAGACGAGAAAAAUCACUUCAGUCGGGUAAAUGACGAAAUCCCUACCUUCGUGUAGACAGGGAAAUUCCUACCUUUGGGGAGAUGGGGUAAUCCCUAUCUUUGGGUUAGACGAGGAAAUCCCUACCUUUGGGUAGAUGGGGUAAACGAGGAAAUCCCUACCUUUGGGUAGAUGGGGUAAACGAGGAAAUCCCUACCUUUGGGUAGAUGGGGUAAACGAAGAAAUCCCUACCUUUGGGUAUAUGGUGAAAUCCCCACUUUAAGAUAGACGUGGAAUGUCCUACCUUUGGGUAGAUAAGAUAAUCCCUACCUUCGUGUAAAUGGAAAAAAUCCCUAACUUCGGGUAGAUUAGAAAACUCCUACCUUCGGGUAAGUGGGGAAACCCUACAUUCGGAUAAACGGAGAAAGCCCCACCUUCGCGUAGACGGGGAAAUCCCUACCUUCGUGAAGACCGGGAAAUUCCUACCUUGGGGUAGACGGGGAAAUCCUUUUCUUUUGGGCGACGAGGUAAUCCCUGCCUUAAGGUAGACAGGGCAAUUUUCUACUUCGGGUAGACGUGGAAAUUCCUACAUUCAGGAUAAAGUUUAUAUGACUGUGUUCUUCAAUCUACAAAUGUUUUCUAUUACAUAAUGAUAACCUACCAAUAUGUUUUAUGUAAGUUUUGUAAUUUUACAUGAGUGGAUAAGACACAUAUAAUAGAUUGUCUGUGGCUAUAGAUAGUAUACCAAUUACAUAUGGUUGAUGGAAGAUGAAGUGUCCUAAUACCUUUGAUUAAUAAGACACAUUUUACACACCAUCAAUACUGAUUAUACUGAUUUCGAUAUACAUGUAAAAUUGUAUAAAUAAAACAAAGAAAUUUAAA